AUAUACCACGUAUAAAAAGUAAUUCAUUAUACCAAAACUCGAAAAUAAAGCCCAAAGGACUCGCUUCGUACUAGGCGUGACCGUCCAUCUGUCACUGACGUGGUUUUAGUGCAAGUCUGCAAUGCGCGCGUGUGUCCGUGUCCCUUUGUUACCAUGGUUACAUAUUUUCCUUCAAACAUGGCCGUGGGAGAGCAAGCGCUGAAACAGCAGUUCACCUUCAGUCUGCUUCCUUCCAAAGUCUUUGCUUUCACCCAGGACAGACAAACCACAGAGUUCUUCAUGAAAUGGUCUAUGCUGGGGAGAAUCUCUGCGCAAGCAUUUACGUUUGACCAGUUGUUUCACCCUUACAGGAAACAUGAUUUUGUAUCAGAUUUCUUCAGAGAUCCAAAUGUUAUCUCCAAUUUGAAGGUGAUUGAUCCUUUGGAAUUGUGGAAACCUUUUGAAAGAGAUGUUGCCAGUGUAAAUGUGGAAAUCAUUCCAUGCACAAAGGUUUCAAUGGAUAUUUUUGACCCCUUAUACAAUAGUGGAAUAUUACACCCUAAUGGUCAUAUCGUAAAAUGUUUACAUGAACACUACACUGACUUUGAUGAGCUGAAAAAAAUGCUUCUUAUAGAGGAUUCUGAAAAUUAUGAAAUAAUCAGCCUGGAAAAUCGUGUAGAAUUUCUGUUCAGACUCUUCAAGCACAUCUGCUUAGGUGGUGAGCUUUGCCAGUAUGAGGAUGUCAUCGGUCCUUACAUUGAGACAACCAGAUUGAUAUACAAAGAUCUAGUUAGUGUUCGGAAAGAUCCGGAUACUAAAGAAAUCACCGUCGUUUCAACUGUGUUGAAAGUAACUGCCUGUGAUCAAUCUGGCUUGUGCUACCCUUCAAGAACUAGAGAAGAGCAGAAUUUUGUCUAUUUAAUUGUCGACCCUCUGAAGCGGCACGUGCAUGUUCUGUACCAUUCCUUUGGAGUUGGGCUUUUUAAAACCUGAGAUUAAUGGAAUGUCAAAUUAUAAAAUAUGUAAAUGCCACUGGCCUACAGUAACAGGCAGCAUAAAACUACAGAUGCAAUGGCAGAAGUCAUUUUUUUCUUAUCGUAAUUUCUUUUUUUUUUGUCGUCACAGUUACAUAGUAUUAAAGAUGUGUAUAGCCUAAUAAUAAUAGAGCACGUGAUCUAGCUCUAGUUUUCGAGUGUUUUAUCCAUUGUAGGUAAAUUCUAGGUUUUUAUAAUGUUUUAUUGUUCAGACCACUAUUGCACUAAAAUAAACUAUUUAACGACAAAUA
Messenger RNA from Paramormyrops kingsleyae, 1264 nucleotides. RefSeq names its product cilia and flagella associated protein 300 (gene cfap300). NCBI's taxonomy places the organism in Eukaryota, Metazoa, Chordata, Actinopteri, Osteoglossiformes, Mormyridae. The record is from RefSeq and is a predicted model, not a curated record.